GAUAAAAAAUUUAGGUGCCAUAAUGUUAGACUCAGCAAAUUGUAGAUUCUAGUCUUCAUUUAUGAUAGGGAAUAUUCUGUAUUCUGGAAUUUUUAUGCUGUAACUUUGCCCAUGCAAGCCAUGAAGGGAAGCAGGGGCUGUCUUAUGACAGUGUUGGUCAUGUGCAUGCUGGGCUGCCUUGGCUUCACUUACAGACAGCCCAGCAUCAUGGUGGUGUUGCUGGCCAGGAACAAGGAACAUACUCUGCCCUAUUUUUUGACUCUCUUUGAACAAUUGGACUAUCCCAAGAGCCGCAUGGCUCUUUAUAUCAGAGCUGAUCAUUGUGAAGAUCAAACCAUACCUAUUCUGGAGACAUGGCUUCAAGAAAAUAAAAAGUUUUACCAUUCUACAGAUGUCAUGCUGGACAGAAAUUCUACUCUUUAUAUGGGUGAGAGCAGCCGUACUGAACGCAGUGAUUCAUCAUAUGAAGGAAUUAUUGAUAUUAAAGAAGCAGCACUUGCUAAGGCUCGCUCCAUGUGGGCUGAUUAUGUUCUUUUCUUGGACAUGGAUAUCUUCAUUGUAGAGCCUGACAUCAUCAAUAUAUUAUUGGAGGAAAAUCAGCCCAUCAUUGCUCCAAUGAUCCACUCUCUAGGGAAAUAUAGUAACUUCUGGGGUGGCAUGUCUGAAGAUUAUUGGUAUGUGAGAACUGAUCAAUAUUUGGACAUCUUAGAGAAGAAGCAGAAGGGAUGUUUUAGUGUGCCUAUGGUUCACUCAUUUGUACUUGUGAAUCUAAAAGUGAGUGAUACUGAUUAUUUAACCUUCAAUCCUGACAAUGUCCAAGGACACCUACUUCCUCUUGAUGACAUUAUUGCCUUUGCUGUGUCUGCUAGAGAAGCAGGACUAGAGAUGACAAUCUGUAAUGAGGCUACUUAUGGUUACAUGAAUCCACCUGUGGUUGACAAAGAACAAAUUGACUUGGACUUACUACGCUUAUCAAGUCUCAAGUUGGAAGUUUUGGCAUACUCUUCGCCACUGCCAGUUUCUCCCAUUUUGUCUAAGUUUUUGCCACCAGCUCGUAAGAAAGACAAGCUUGACUUUGACCAAGUUUACUUGAUAAACCUUGAACGCCGCCAACUGAGACGUGAUAAAAUGAACCAUUGUUUUGAUGAGCUGGGCCUUGAUGUGCUAGCCAUUGAUGCAGUUGAUGGGAAAACUUUGAAUGACUCAACACUGAUUGAAAUGGGGAUUGAAGUCAUGGCUGGAUAUCAGGACCCUUGGAGUGGUCGGAAGAUGACCUUUGGAGAAAUAGGCUGUUUCCUCAGCCAUUACAAAGUUUGGCAAGAUGUUGCCAAGAAUGGCUACCAGACUGUGCUGUUGUUUGAGGACGACAUUCGCUUCGAGCCAUUCUUCAGAGAGCACGUGACCAGCCUCAUGAGCCAUGUGGCGGAGAUCAACCUUGAUUGGGACCUCAUCUACCUGGGCCGCAAGAAACUCAAGCAUUCUGAGGAGGAGUGGGUGCAGGAUUCUAGCCGCCUGGUGCAUGUGCAGUACUCCUACUGGACGCUAUGCUACAUUCUGAGCGGACGUGGUGCAGCCAAAUUGCUGGCUGCUAGGCCUCUCGAGCGGCUCCUUCCAGUUGACGAGUUUCUCCCCAUCAUGUUUGACCGACACCCUGAGAAAGAGUGGGCGGCAGAAUACCCAGUGCGGGACCUGAAGGCGUUCUCGGUAGACCCCUUUUUGGUGUACCCAACGCACUACACGGGCGAGGCAGGCUACAUCAGUGACACCGAGGAGUCGCCCUUGCUCUCCUCGGAUGACUCGCUCGCCUGGGGUAACAAUUACUCGUCAUCUGCUGGCCACGUCGUCACUAGGAAGGGCGACGCCGACAUUCAGGAGGCUGCCGUGGCUGGCGACCCUCAGGAUUUCUUGCCUACCAAGGCCCCUUCAGUGGGUAUGGGGAAGCUCGAUGUGGGUGCGUUUGGCAAGGAGGAGCUCUAGUUAUGUGGACCAAUACUUGUUCUUAUUUGUUUUAUGACAAGACACUGCCUUGGUUGAUACCAAAAUCGCAAUAUUUUAAAAUCGUCUGUAGUUCCUAAACAGCUUGGUGAGGGGACUCUUGAAACUCAAAGUUGCGCGUAACUUAGUUACAGCUCGUUUUUGGAUUGAUAAUGACCGUUGCAUGUUCCUUAUUUAUCCAUUAUGAAAGAUCAAAUUUUUUUGUAGUUAUUUAGUUUUGUUUCUGUUACUAUUACCUAUUCUUUGAGCCGAGUUGGAGUCUUCAUUAGGAGACAACCUAGAGACUUAAUUCUUACAUUUUUAAAAACGUUUUGUAUUAGAUAUUGUUAUAAUGUUAUAGCUUAAACAAAUUUAGUAUCCUUGUCUGUAUUACAUUCAUUUGCAAAGUUUUAAAUGCCAAGUCAUUUUUAUUAUUAAGGAUAAUUCCAAAGAUAAUGAUGAACAUAAAUUAUUUAUUCGAGCGUAUUUAUGUAGAAGUCGUGCCAUGUUUGAGGAACGAAGUAGAUCUGCUGCCAUAACUGACGUGCCUUCCACUGCCAGUGCCACAAAUUAACUGAAAUGCUCUUCGUGUUACGGCUUGGCAUCUCUCGCUGCCUUUUUAUUCACAAUGAUCAAAUUUCUAUUUUCAGUUAAGGCCGAAGUUGGUAAUUUUAAUUUAGAAAUUAAUUUUUGUUUCAUCAAAGCUCUAGGUAAUUAUUAAGGGGUACCUUUAGUUAAUUUUUAUUGCAUUUAUUUUGGAAAUCAAGAGCGUAACGAGAGGUUUUCAUUUGGACGUUUUCAACGCUUCGCUCUAACAUCAAUUAGUCCGACAUGAUGCCAUGGAUUCAAUGAGCCAAUAAAUUGAUUUUUUACGCAACUCAAUGCUGAUGAAAAUAAGUUACUUAGCACAAAUUUAUUUGAUAUUUAAUGAGACCACCAGAGGUCAUAUAUAUGUGGGGCCUAUCUGGCCCACAGAUUCAAUUUAUCAGGCCCGUCGGCGAAUCUUGAAUCUUGCUGAAUAUCCCAGGUUGCAGAUAUUGAACAAAAUAGAAAUAUGGCCAACGUUCUCCGGCGAUUCAAUUAUUCUGCCCUCUGUUUACAAGGUUAAAUGAUUUCUAUCCAAAUGUUACUUGCCGUAUUUUAUUAGCUAUCUGUUGAAUUCACGUCAACAGCAAUAAUCCGUCACGAAUCUCCCGACGAUGCCUAAAUUUCAAACCUUACAGCAAAAUGGAUUGCUCCGCCAUGACAUUUAUCAGAAUCUCAAGACCCUGCGAUGCUGCUUCGCCUGGUAAUGUGAACCAGCUAUGGUUAGAUAAUGUAUUUUUAUACUGUUAUCGUUCAUAGUUUGUACUGCGUGUUAUUAUUAAUUACUAAGGACUCGUGAAGGCAUCUUUUUCUGUAUUGCGAACAAUUAUUUCUAAUAACACCGACCGAGCAACUCUUUCAGUCCAGGGAUUUAUUAUCUGCUUGCAUGAAAGGUAAUAAUGAUGUUGCUAUGUCCACUUAUAUGGUUACUACAAGAGAGGAAAUCAGAAUAAUUUAAAUGGGCAUAUGAAAAUGCGUACAUGCGAAAUCUCACGGUAAUUGCGAGUUCCUGUAGUUAAUAGGUCAUCGCUUGUAAAAUAGUUAUGUCUAGAUUUGGUUUUACCUGUGAGUUGUCUGCACAAAUCUUAUUAUAUUAGUCUAGGUUCGUUUUAAAUACUCCAAUAAGUUGCUAACCAAACUUUUGUGCGAGUACAGUUAUUGCUGAACGAUUUACAAGCAAAACGUGCCUUUGCUGUUACCAACGUUUUGUAUCGCGCAUUCUAUAGUCACCUUCCAAUACAUCUGGGCAUUACUCCUA
Molecule: messenger RNA, 3817 nt
Organism: Hyalella azteca
Lineage: Eukaryota; Metazoa; Arthropoda; Malacostraca; Amphipoda; Hyalellidae
Product: glycosyltransferase 25 family member-like
Exons: 4
Coding region: 112-1977 (621 amino acids)
Molecular function (GO): procollagen galactosyltransferase activity
Source: RefSeq, a predicted model, not a curated record